AUGGCAGGCCGCGGUCAAGUGUACCUAGUCACCGGCGGUAGAGGGUUUCUUGGGAGUCGUAUCGUCCAGAUGCUGGUGGAGAAAGAGCCUAACGUGUCUGAAAUACGAGUCUACGACUCAUGAUUGGUCUAUCAUUCUCCAAUCACAGAUAAAGAAAGAAGCCCCGUGACUGCCCCUCCCAUCGUGCACGUUGUGGGAGACAUCAGGGAUGAGCAGGCGCUGACGGAGGCGUGCCGAGGGGUUGACGUCAUCAUCCACACCGCCGCCCUCAUCGACUGCACAGGGGGUAUCCCUGACCAGGUCAUGUGGGACGUCAACGUCACAGGAACUGAAACAUUGUUGCGGUGUUGUGAAAAAGUAGGCGUGCCUUUCCUGGUCUUCACCAGCAGCGUUGAAGUGUUUGGACCCAACAGUAGCGGCGACCCGAUCAUAGAUGGACACGAAAACACCCCGUACAGCCACACAGGUCAUCGUUUCAUCUAUAGCCGUACUAAGGCCGAAGCAGAAACCCUGGUCCUUUCCCACAACGGCCUGGUUUUGUCGACUGGCGUCACCCUACGGACCUGCGUCCUCAGACCCAUGUACAUCUACGGGGAAGGCGGGCCCAUAGGAGUGUUCGCAGACUGGCGGUACGCCGACAACCACGGCGGCAAACUGCCUCGCAUCUCCGCCAAGGGACCCAAGGUCCGGCCGGUGUACGUGGGCAACGCCGCGUGGGCUCACGUCCUGGCCGCGAGAGAGAUCCGACAACAGCCCGACGUGGUCGGGGGACAGACGUACUUCGUGAGCGACGACACGCGCGUCACCGACUACUCUUCCUUCCACGCCGAGCUGCUCUCUCCUAUGGGGUAUACCAUUGAUGACAAUACCCUUAUCCCCCUACGCGUGUGGUACGGACUGGCUUUCCUACUAGAAAUGCUCCAGUGGCUUUUGAGACCAGUCUUAGCCUUUCGCCCGCCUAUUACUCGGGGCAUACUGCAGCUGUAUAACACUGCGUUUUACUUCCGAUACGAGAGGGCUCGAAAGCACCUUGGGUAUCGGCCAGUGUUUGGUUGGGAAGAAGCGAAGGAAAGAACAACUAGGUUCCUAAUGAACUACAAGAAAGAGUGGUAAUGUAGUACCUUGCAAUAGUGAUGACAUGGACC
Branchiostoma belcheri (Belcher's lancelet) is the source of this 1145-nucleotide messenger RNA. RefSeq names its product 3 beta-hydroxysteroid dehydrogenase/Delta 5-->4-isomerase type 1-like. Gene Ontology annotation, biological process: steroid biosynthetic process. NCBI's taxonomy places the organism in Eukaryota, Metazoa, Chordata, Leptocardii, Amphioxiformes, Branchiostomatidae. Gene Ontology annotation, molecular function: 3-beta-hydroxy-Delta5-steroid dehydrogenase (NAD+) activity. The transcript has 4 exons. The record is from RefSeq and is a predicted model, not a curated record.